Messenger RNA from Scophthalmus maximus (turbot), 4570 nucleotides. RefSeq names its product chitin synthase chs-1. Bases 128 to 3964 code for a protein of 1278 amino acids. Lineage: Eukaryota; Metazoa; Chordata; Actinopteri; Pleuronectiformes; Scophthalmidae. Gene Ontology annotation, cellular component: cell periphery; cell septum. The record is from RefSeq and is a predicted model, not a curated record. The transcript is spliced from 22 exons. Gene Ontology annotation, molecular function: chitin synthase activity.
AUUUCAAAACAGGCUGAGCUGACUGUGGCGUCUGAUUGGAGAUGAACCACUUUUUGCUCAGCACAUAACUGACGCUGGAGUAGUAAAGCCAAGACGUAGGUGACUCUAGGUGACACACGACAGAAACAUGGACGAAGACAGGGCCAUGCCCAAGAGGUCAUGGGAUUUCUGUCGAGAGAUUCCUGUCAUUGAAGACGAACAAACGCCUUGGAAACUGAUCAAAAUCCUGAAGUUCUUCGCUCUGUGUUUAGUCGCUGUGCUUGUGUUUGGGUUGGCGCUAUGCAGCAAGGCUUCUUUCCUCCUCCUCAUUACCUUGGCCAAUGAGGGCACCAAGACGCUCCAAGCAGAGCAGAAACCCGUCGCUCUGCUGUGCAUCGGCUGUUCUCUCAUCGCCUCCAGUGUUCUUCUCCUGCAGAAGAGCAUCUGGAAGGCGUGUUACAAAACAUCAAAAGUGCCAGCCACAAAAACAAUAGCUUUGGUUCUGUUCUUCGAGUUUCUGGUGUCUGUCGGUGCAGCGAUCCUCACCAUCGUGGCGAUGCCACACUUGGACAUUGUGACCAACGUGACGAUACUGAACGGCGUAGCCGUCCUCUCCUCGCUCCUGCAGAUGAUCGCUCAGUGCACCGCCAAGGAAAGGAACCGCUUCCUGCUGCCGUCCAUCACCGCCUUCCUCCUCAUUUUGCUCGGUUAUGUCCUGUUCCUCGUCUUGUACAUCAUGAAGAAUCCUUCUGAUAUCAAGAUGGCCGUUUGGGUGGGUCUGGCUGUCGGUGGGUCCUUCCUGGUGUCGUUCAACUGGUGGGAGAACUACUUCCGAUUGAUCAGCGAGAACAGCAGCUCCGUCUUCCUCAAGGACCUGUGUAAAGACUUCAGAAAAUGCCAGAACCUCCUGCACAUCCUCUCCAGCCUUCUCAGGAUUGUGGUGACCGCCUGUGUGCUCGGAGCCUACGUUCCUCUGGCAAAAAUGGACUGGAGCGUCGUGACCUCCAUCCCGAGCCGCGAGACAAGGAUCAUAGCCAUCACCGUCGGGGUGCAGCUGAUCUCGUCAGCACUCUGCCACUGGUUCGCUGUCGCAGCCUGCAAGAUGCACGCCCUGCGACGGUGCUUCAUCGUGCCUCUGUACCUGGCCUCUCUGGCCGUCAUGGCUCUGCUAGUCAUCCCCGUCAUCGUUUACUAUCAGGACUACAGAAUCAGUCUGAAUGGGACUUCGAGCAUCAACUUCACAAGCUACUGCGAUGUGGUUGUGGAUGGAAGGAGCCAGGGCCUGAACGGCAGCGUGUUCCCCGAGCUGGUUCUGGAUGUUACACACACUCUGUGCUUCCUGGACAUGUCCAGCAUAACCGACAUUGGCCUACUGACAGGUUCAGCAGUGUCCUGGUGGCUCGGCCUUGUGUUGGCCACGCUUCACCUCUGGUUCCUCAGUCUGUAUCGCAUCCAGAGGACCCAGAACCUGUUCAUCAGGAGGCUGUACGAGGGAGGCUUUUUAGAGCAAUCGCUGCUGCUGAACACUCGAUUCGACAUCCAGAUAGCUGAGAGACCCGUGCAUUCCAGAUUCAAAGGAAUGGACCCUGUAAAGGUGUUCCUCUGUGCGACAAUGUGGCACGAGACCUACGAAGAGAUGAUGAAGAUGAUUGUUUCCAUAUUUCGACUGGACCAGUACAAGCCAAAGAAGGAAGCAGGAACCACUGAUGUGUCUUUUGAAAGCCACAUCUACUUCGACGAUGCCUUCAGAUAUGUUGCCGGGAGUCAAGGACGCCACGUCAACGAAUACGCAGAGAUGCUUGUGGGAAUUAUCAGAGAAGUUUUCAGUAUCUUUUUGAACAUGGAUAAGAACCUGUUCACAAAGCAGCAGCAGGUCCCUGAUCAGACGCUCGUGAGGACGCCGUACGGAGGGCGUGUGGUGGUCACCUUGCCUCAUGGGAACAGCCUGGUGGUUCACUUCAAGGACAGGCAACUCAUCCGCCACAAGAAGAGAUGGUCUCAGGUUAUGUACUUGUACUACCUCUUGGGCUGGAAAGUUGCGACCAAGUUCUACAAAAGAUUGGCGAAAGGAGAGGACGAGUCUGAGCUGAGAAAAGAGUUUCAGAAAGAGAAAAACAACACCUACAUCCUGGCUUUAGAUGGGGACACGGACUUCCAGCCGGUGGCCGUGAUGCUGCUGAUCGAUCGUUUGAAACUGUACCCGCUGGUCGGGGCGGCGUGUGGCCGGAUUCACCCCACUGGAUCAGGUCCUAUGGUUUGGUACCAGAAGUUUGAAUAUGCUGUGGGUCACUGGCUUCACAAAACAGCGGAGCACGUGUUUGGCUGCGUGCUGUGCAGCCCCGGCUGCUUCAGUCUGUUCAGAGGGGCGGCACUGAUGGACGACAACGUGAUGAAAAAAUACACCAUCAAGGCCUCAAGGGCCCAACACUACAUCCAGUACGACCAAGGUGAGGACCGCUGGCUCUGCACUCUGCUGCUGAAGCAGGGAUGGAGGGUGGAGUACAACGCAGCAUCCGAUGCCUACACGAAUGCCCCAGAGGAGUUUAAAGAGUUUUACAACCAGCGCCGUCGAUGGGCACCCUCCACCAUGGCCAACGUCAUGGACUUGCUGGGCUGCAGCAACAUGAUUGUCAAAAGGAACACCUCCAUGUCCAGACUGUACAUGCUCUACCAGCUCUUCAGCUUGGCCUCAUCCAUCCUGUCGCCUUCCACUGUCGUCCUUAUGAUAGCAGGUAGUUUGACUGUUCUGCUUGACAUUCAUCCGAACGGUGCCCUGAUCAUAGCUGUGAUUCCUCCUGCGAUCUUCCUCGGCAUCAGCUUCAAGAUCAAGUCCGACACUCAGAUUCUGAUAGCAGGCAUCAUGAGCACCAUUUACGCCUUCCUCAUGAUGAUAUCGGCACUUGUGAUAGUUGGCAACAUGGUGAAGCAACAAACCAUCUUGACUCCCAGCAGCAUCUUCAUCAUCGCCCUCGCCUGCUUCUACCUCGUUACCGCCCUCUUGCAUCCGCAGGAGGUUGGCCUGGUGGUCUUCGGCUUGCUUUACAUCAUCUGCAUCCCCAGCGCCUACCUGCUGCUGGCUAUUUACUGUAUGGUUAACAUGAACAAUGUGUCCUGGGGAACCAGGGAGACGUUGCCUGUUGGCGGGGCCCCCGCACCUGCAGCCCGACUUCAACACACUACAGCCCAGAAAGCAAAAAGCAAAAUCAGACAGUUCUUCUCGCGGGUGAAAUGCUGUGGAAAACCCUGCGGCAGCGGCAGUCAGGCGGAGGUCACAGCCAGCCAGGAGAACAUGGUCUCCGGAGCAGAGGAGCCUGAACCUCAGCCGCAAAACACAUUUGUAGAUGAUGAAAAUAUACCUGAGAGAGAGCAGAGGCAACAGGUGGAGCCUGCUUCAACCUGCCCAAACCAGUGUUGGGUCUCACAGCUGCAGAGUUUGUCUGAUGACAUGUGCCUGCGAGAGGAUACGCUGGACCUGGAAGAAGAGAAAUUCUUCCGACAGCUGACCAAACAAUACCUGGAGCCUCUGGAAGAGAACAAGAAGAAACAGGAGGAAAUGACUGAUAACCUCCGAGAACUGAGAAACAAGAUGGUGUUUAUCUACUUCCUGUGCAAUGCCCUGUGGCUCACAGCGACCUUCAGCCUGCAGCUCUCAUCGAGCACCCUCUCAAUCAAGGUGCCGAAGCUCGACAGCAACCUGCAGGCGACAGGAGAGCACAUCUACAUCGACCCGGUGGGCUUCAUGUUCAUUCUGUCCUUCGCCCUGCUGGUUGUCAUCCAGUUCUUCGGCAUGCUGUACCACAGAAUCUACACCUUGAUCCAUUAUGUGGCCUUUCUGGACACAGAGUCCAAGUAUGAUACACCGCAACAGAAAACAGAAGAGGUCAAUGAGGACAAUGACUACAGUGACUCUGAGGUUGACGACACUGACGAUAUCUUGUUUCCAAGUCUGCUCGUCAGAAAUCACGGCAACGGAACCCUAGUUUGAACGGGGGGAAAUAAAUCUGUUUUUUGCACUUUGAAGAAGCCAUGUACUGUGUGUAUCAACCAUGUACUGUGUGUAUCAACCAUUUACUGUGUAUAUCAACCAUGUACUGUAUGUAACAACCAUGUACUGUGUGUAUCAAUGAGGCCACUUGUGAAAAAUGUUUGUGUGUUGUGUUUGUUGAGGUUUUUUUAAAAAAAAUGUGUGUUUGUGUAAAUAAACUCAGGAAACACUUAUAAGGCAGAAAAUGAAUUACUAUUCAAAUGACUGCCAUCUUACACUCAUUACUUUCGUGGGAAUUAUUAAAUUUGAAUAUAGAACAAAUAUAUCAGGUCACAUCAGAGGCCUUUGAUCAGCCACUUUUUUCUGUUUACCCUUUAAUCUCAGGUGUCUUACUGUAAACUGUGAUGCUGUCAAUGCACAACAUAGCAAUUACCUACAAGUUUGCCAAGUUAUUACUGUAAUCACUUUAAUCCUGAAUUUUUUUUCAUGAAGUACUGUACUUGAAUUUCUCACUUACUAUUUAAUAUUCUAUGAUGGUGAUUUGUGGAAAGCUGUGAUCACUUUAAGAUUAACUGUAUCUCAAUAAAGCACUUUGUGAUGAACCUC